Messenger RNA from Closterium sp. NIES-65, 2510 nucleotides. The record is from the annotation of a GenBank genome assembly. NCBI's taxonomy places the organism in Eukaryota, Viridiplantae, Streptophyta, Zygnematophyceae, Desmidiales, Closteriaceae.
UGGACGUGGACGUGGACAUGGACAUGGACGUGGAGGUGGACUUGGACGUGGAGUGGACGUGGACGUGGACGUUGGACAUGGACGUGGAGGUGGACGUGGAGGUGGACGUGGACGUGGACGUGGAGGUGGACGUGGACGUGGACGUGGACGUGGAGGUGGACGUGGACGUGGACGUGGAGGUGGACGUGGACGUGGACGUGGACGUGGACGUGGAGAACUUGGACGUGGACAUGGACGUGAACGUGGACAUGGACGUGGACAUGGACGUGGACAUGGACGUGGACGUGGACGUGGACGUGGACAUGGACGUGGACGUGGACGUGGACGUGGACAUGGACAUGGAGGUAGACGUGGAGUGGACGUGGACGUGGACGUGGACAUGGACGUGGACGUGGACGUGGACGUUGGACAUGCACGUGGACGUGGACGUGGACGUGGACGUGGACGUGGACGUGGACGUGGACAUGGACGUUGACGUGGACGUGGACAUGGACGUGGACGUAGACGUAGACGUGGACGUGGACGUGGACAUGGACGUGGACGUGGACGUGGAGGACGUGGACGUGGACGUGGACGUGGACGUGGACGUGGAGAACUGGGACGUGGACAUGGACGUGAACGUGGACGUGGACGUGGAGAACUUGGACGUGGACAUGGACGUGAACGUGGACGUGGACGUGGACGUGGAGGACUUGGACGUGGACAUGGACUGGACGUGGACGUGGAUGUGGACGUGGAGUGGACGUGGAGUGGACGUGGACGUGGACAUGGACGUGGUUGUGGACGUGGACGUGGACGUGGACGUGGACGUGGACGUAGACGUGGACGUGGACGUGGACGUGGACGUGGGACGUAGACGUGGACGUGGACGUGGACGUGGACGUGGACGUGGGACGACUUGGACGUGGACAUGGACGUGGACGUGGAACGUGGACAUGGACGUGGACGGGGACGUGGACGUGGACGUGGACGUGGACAUGGACGUGGACGUGGACGUGGACAUGGACGUGGACCUGGACAUGGACGUGGACCUGGACGUGGACAUGGACGUGGACGUGGACAUGGUCGUGGACGUGGACGUGGACGUGGACGUGGACGUGGACAUGGACGUGGACGUGAACAAGACGUGGACAUGGACGUGGACCGUGGACGUGGAGGACUUGGACGUGGAGAUGGACGUUGACGUGGACGUGGACGUGGACGGGACAUGGACGUGGACGUGGACAUGGACGUGGACGUGGACGUGGACAUGGACGUGGACAUGUACGUGGACGUCGACGUGGAGUGGACGUGGACGUGGAGAACUGGACGUGGACAUGGACGUGGGACAUGGACGUGGACGUGGACGUGGACGUGGACGUGUGGACUGGGACGUGGACGUGGACAUGGACGUGGACGUGGACGUGGACGUGGACUGGGACGUGGACGUGGACGUGGACGUCGUGGACGUGGACGUGGACUUGGACGUGGACGUGGAGUGGACGUGGACGUGGACGUGGACUGGGACGUGGACGUGGACGUGGAGGUGGACGUUGAGUGGACGUGGACGUGGACGUGGACGUGGACGUAGAGUGGACGUGGACGUGGGACGUGGACGUGGCGUGGACGUGUACGUGGACGUGGACGUGGACGUGGACGUGGACGUGGACGUGUGGACGUGGACGUGGACGUGGACGUGGACGUGGACAUGGACGUGGACGUGGACGUGGACUGUGGACGUGGAAUGGACGUGGACGUGGACAUGGACAUGGACGUGGAGGUGGACGUGGACGUGGAGUGGACGUGGACGUGGACGUGGACAUGGACGUGGAGGUGGACGUGGAGGUGGACGUGGCGUGGACGUGGAGGUGGACGUGGACGUGGACGUGGACGUAGAGGUUGGACGUGGACGUGUGGACGUGGACGUGGAGAACUUGGACGUAGACAUGGACGUGAACGUGGACAUGGACGUGGACAUGGACGGUAGACGUGGAGUGGACGUGGACGUGGACGUGGACGUGGACAUGGACGUGGACGUGGACGUGGACGUGGACGUGGACGUGGACGUGGACGUGGACAUGGACGUGGGCGUGGACGUGGACGUGGACAUGGACAUGGACGUAGACGUAGACGUGGACGUGGACGUGGACAUGGACGUGGACGUGGAGAACUUGGACGUGGACAUGGACGUGAACGUGGACGUGGACGUGGACGUGGACGUGGACGUGGACGUGGACAUGGAGGUGGACGUGGACAUGGAGGUGGACGUGGACGUGGACAUGUACGUGGACGUGGACAUGUACGUGGACGUCGACGUGGAAGUGGACGUGGACGUGGAGAACUUGGACGUGGACAUGGACGUGGACAUGGACGUGGACGUGGAUGUGGACGAAGACAUGGUCGUGGAUGUGGACGUGGACGUGGACGUGGACGUGGACAUGGACUUAGACGUGGACGUGGACGGGACGUGGACGUGGUCGUGGACGUGGUCGUGGACAUGGACGUGGACGUGGACAUGGACGUGGACGUAG